AUGGUCCUGAUUCAGGAAAACCUGAGAAUUGCUGAGAUAACUCUCUUAUUGUUAUAUGAUGUAAGACGGUACGUGCACUUUGAGGUAUAUAACUCGAAACCGCCCUCAUUUUUCAUUAUCUUCAUCAAAUCUUCCAAUCACGACUAUCAUGUCUACCAAACGACCGGCACCGCUCCCCUUCAUGUGCCCCUAAUCAUCGAUAGCCGCGAAGAGCCUGGUCAAAAGUCCUUCAAGGUUGUCAGUCCUUACACGAACAAAGUCUGCUGGACAGUUGCAUCCGCGACCCCCGCUGAUGCCGUUCGCGCUGUGGAAACCGUUCAGAAAGCAUUUCCAGCGUGGUCUAACACAAAGCCAAUUUUUAGGAGAGAUAUACUGUUCAAAGCUGCUGAUAUACUAGAAUCACGACUCGAGGAGAAUGGUGAAUUCAUGCGGACAGAGAUGGAAUCCGAUGUCCCUUCUUCGACUGGAUUAUCGUUCCGCUGGCAAUUCGCAUGUUGCGUGAUAUUGCUUCUAGGGUUACUUCUAUCUGUGGUAGCGUUCCAAUUGUUGAAACAGAAGGGCAGAGCGCGAUCGUACAUCGAGAACCCAUGGGAGCGAUCUUGGGGCUUUCUGCUGGGUUGCUUUAACUUGAUCUCGACUCGGGCCGAAGAUGCAGCUGCUGUGGUCCCGAGCAUGAUAGAGCAUCCGGCAAUUCGGAAGGUCAAUUUCACUGGCAGUACAGCUGUUGGUCGAAAAGUUGCUUCCUUUUGUGGACAGCAUCUUAAGCCGUGUCUGAUGGAAUUAGGAGGCAAGAACAGUGCGAUUGUCUGCGAGGAUGCCAAUAUGGAGAUUGCUGCCUGGGUUGUCCUGAUGGGUGCAUUUCUUAAUUCAGGACAAACUUGCAUGGCGACUGAUCGCAUCAUCUCACACUCAGCUAUUGCGGACAACUUCAAGAGCACAGUAAAAAGGCUGCUCACCGAGAAUUCCUUUGCACAACUCUGGGCCUUGGUCAGCAUGGCUUCAAAGGCGCGGGCGACUGAAAUAAUCACCAGUGCUCUCUCAGCAGGGGCAGAAGUCGUCCACGGAGUGUUCCACGAUACCGCCAUCUCUCAGCCAGACUCAGACGUAUCAAAGGUUAGUAUGGCCCCAGUAAUCCUGGGGAACGGGGUUUCAAGCUACUUAACCUUAAAUGGAUUUGACCAGGCUUUGGCCUUUCUUCAGCAACUGGCUCAAAAUCAAGCCGUCUGUCUCAUGAAUGUGUGCGUGCUGCGUGAGACCGUUAAGAUCAUUUCCCCUCUUGGGAACCUGUUGGUUGAUCAUGCUGUUGUUAAGGUUUAUGGGUUGUGGACCAGACACCCAAAUUCCCAGGUAAGCGAAGUUCAGAGGAGUUCUGGUUAG
This is a messenger RNA of Talaromyces stipitatus ATCC 10500, 1377 nucleotides long. RefSeq names its product aldehyde dehydrogenase, putative. NCBI's taxonomy places the organism in Eukaryota, Fungi, Ascomycota, Eurotiomycetes, Eurotiales, Trichocomaceae. Bases 1 to 1377 code for a protein of 458 amino acids. The record is from RefSeq and is a predicted model, not a curated record. Gene Ontology annotation, molecular function: succinate-semialdehyde dehydrogenase (NAD+) activity. The transcript has 3 exons.